Molecule: messenger RNA, 1578 nt
Organism: Cavenderia fasciculata
Lineage: Eukaryota; Evosea; Eumycetozoa; Acytosteliales; Cavenderiaceae
Gene: erkA
Product: extracellular signal-regulated protein kinase
Exons: 5
Coding region: 1-1578 (525 amino acids)
Biological process (GO): intracellular signal transduction; protein phosphorylation
Cellular component (GO): nucleus; cytoplasm
Molecular function (GO): ATP binding; MAP kinase activity
Source: RefSeq, a predicted model, not a curated record
AUGGAACCAAACUAUGAUCAUUUCUUGGCUCAAAUGGAGGCUGAUCGAUACUCUCAACCUCCAGCAUCAAUGUUUAAUGUUAAUGCUGAUGAGAUCAUUCCUAUCGAAUAUCAAAGUCCUCAAGCUCAACAACAACUUCAACAACAACAACAGGCUCAACAACAGGCUCAACAACAAGCUCAUCAACAAGCUCAACAACAAGCUCAACAACAACAACAAAUUCAGCAGCAACAACAACAAGCUCAUCAACAAGCUCAGUUGCAGCAACAACAACAACAACAACAAGCUCAACAACAACAACAACAAUAUGGAUCAAGUGAUACAGUAACAUCACAAGCACCAGCAACAACCAAUAGUGUUGGUAGUACUACUACAACCAAUUGGAAUGAAACUGUAACCUAUGUAGUGUAUGGAUCACACUUUAAGGUACCAAGAAGAUAUGAUAUAUUGAAAUGUAUUGGUCAUGGUGCAUAUGGUAUUGUUUGUUCUGCAAGAGAUAAUCUUACAGGUAAAAAGGUAGCAAUUAAAAAGAUUAGUAAAGCAUUUGAUAAUAUUAAAGAUACAAAGAGAACACUUCGUGAAAUUCAUAUCCUUCGACACUUUAAUCAUGAGAAUGUUAUUUCAAUUAGUGAUAUUCUUAAACCACCUUCUAUUGAAGAAUUUGAAGAUGUAUAUAUUGUAUCUGAAUUGAUGGAUACUGAUCUUCAUCAAAUCAUUACAUCGUCUCAGGUGUUAUCAGAUGAUCAUUGUCAAUAUUUUGUUUACCAAAUGUUGAGAGGUUUAAAACAUAUUCAUUCUGCCAAUGUACUCCAUAGAGAUUUGAAACCAAGUAAUUUAUUAAUCAAUGAAGAUUGUUUAUUGAAAAUUUGUGAUCUUGGUUUGGCAAGAGUAGAAAACUCUAAUAAUCUUGGUUUCAUGACUGAAUAUGUUGCCACUAGAUGGUAUCGUGCACCAGAAGUUAUUCUAUCAUGGAAUAAAUAUUCAAAGGCUAUCGAUAUUUGGUCAGUUGGUUGUAUUUUUGCUGAAUUACUUGGUAGAAAACCUUUAUUCCAAGGAAAAGAUUAUAUACAUCAAAUUACAAUUAUUAUUGAUAUAUUGGGUAGUCCAUCAGAAGAUGAUAUUGUUAAUCUUGAAAAUGAACAAGCCAAGAAUUAUAUCCGUAUGCUUCCAAAGAGAAGUAGAGUACCAUUCAACAAGAUGUUCCCCAAUGCUUCUCCACUUGCCAUUGACAUUUUGGAAAAGAUGUUGACCUUUGACCCAGACAAACGUAUCUCUGUCGAGGAUUCUCUCUCACAUCCCUAUUUUGCCUCUCUACACGAUCCCGCCGAUGAACCAAUUUGUCUACACAAAUUCAACCUCUCUUUUGAAAAUUGGGAAUUGAAUCGUGAACUCUUGAAACAAUUGAUUCACAAUGAAAUGCUUACCUUCCACCCUGAAAACUCAAAUAAUGUUCAUGGACGUGGUAGUGAAGAAAAUAAUGGUGCCAACAAUGGUUUAUUCUCUCUAUUACAGCAACAAACUCAAUUACUUCAACAACAACAAGCUCAACAAGCUCAACAACAACAACAAUAUCGUUAA